This is a messenger RNA of Caenorhabditis briggsae, 1311 nucleotides long. The coding region runs from base 1 to 1311 and encodes 436 amino acids. The transcript is spliced from 7 exons. Lineage: Eukaryota; Metazoa; Nematoda; Chromadorea; Rhabditida; Rhabditidae. The record is from RefSeq and is a predicted model, not a curated record.
AUGGGAAAGCUAGAAGACGUUGAAGCAGAAAAGAAGGUUUGGGAGAGUGACGACGCUUGGGAGCUUCGGAGAGCGUUCAUGUUGGCACACUAUGACGACUAUCCAAAAAUUCAAUUACAAUGUCUCUCUCAGCUAUUCAUCAAUGUGAAACUGCUUGGCUGCGAGUAUUCCGAAUCUCUAAUGCAAAAAAUUCAAACCAUGGGCGCUGGAAUUGCCGCAUCAAAAGAUCGUACAAAGUCUGGAAACUACGUAAAAGCAUCUGUAGCGAAGAAGAGACAAGCAGUGAAGCCUUCCGAUUUGGAAGGAGCAUCGGAGGAAGCCAAAUGCCCGAAAAUUGAAAAGUCUCCCGAACCGGCUAACAGUGAAGCAUUCAAUGAAAGACUCGAACAGUUGAAAUCUUCAUUGGCCCAGGUAACUUAUGGUGAAAAAUGGAGUCGAAUAAUAAAACGUCACUCUCCAAUUGAAUUCUACCCUUUAAAACGUUCUACGAGGCUCGUACCAGAGAUGUCCGGAUUCUGGAUUCCCUAUUCCGAAUUCCGUCCUUUUUUUUCAUUCCGGAUUCCAGAUUUCGGAUUCCCAAAAAUUAGUUUCAUUCCGUAUUCGGGAUUCCUAAUUCCGGGAAAUUUUUAUUUGUCCGGAUUCCGGAUUCCGAGAAAAUUGUUUUAUUCCGUUUCUCAAAAAAGUCAUUCCGGACAUCUCUGGCUCGAACAUACUCCACAUCAUUUAACUGGCGAGCAAAUGAUAAAAGCGGCGACGAACGCCUGUAUGAUGAAGUGGUACGUCAAGAAGGUCAAUCAGAAAGUCGAAAUUCACAUUGAUCGCUUUGUGGCAUUCAGGCAUACAUUCUCUCAAUAUUGUGUAGAUGUGAACGAUUGUGCAAUCAACGCACUGAUCGAAAGUAUUCUGUCAUGUAAUAUGGCCGUGAACGACGAUGGAGAUGAAAUUCGGUUCAACGGAGUGCCGGCAGAUGAAUGCUACGCGAAAUCUGUCGAACGACGGCUUCUGAAAAUCAAAUCUGGAAUUGCAGGCGGUGCACAUAAUCUUAAAGGUCUCUCCACUCAGCUAGAAUCAGUGAAUAUGUCAUUGAUUCAAAACGCUAAAAAACUGGAAGGAUGGUCGCAGCAAUUAGAUCUCGUCACAGCUGACCUUCUUAUUGGAUCUCGUAUUCUUUCGAGCACGGAGUGUACAAAACCAGCAAUGGCCUCGAUUGCUGACGAAAUGAGUUCGCAAGUGUGUCAACUCAUUUUGGAAGGCACCAUCAACGUUGUCAAUUCGAUUAAAUCUCACAGCUCUCUCGAAUUUCAAGUUUGA